UCUGAAUAGAGGCGGGGUAAGAAACAACUUGAGCAAAGUAGUUAGGUUGUUAGAAAGUUAAUGGCUAGGGGGAAAGAGAUUCUCUUCUCGAUUCAGGAGUUGCUGGAUUUUUCUGAAGUAUAAACAUAAUUACUAAAAUAGCAACAACCCCAAAGAAAGUUUAAGACAAUAUUGAGUUAAUUAGAAUACAAAAUACUAAGGGAAGUAUGCAGGAUGCAGUAGCCGGGGCGGCAAUGCUGACGGACGGCUUCGAGGACGAGAUUGACUCGGUGACUCCGCGAUCCUCUGGAAUGGGGCUUGGAACCACACCAGGAGCCAGACUCGGGGGCCUAGGGAUUGGUGUUGGUGGAAAGAAAGUCCGCUUAUUUGGAGAGGCUGGUGGGCCUGCAGCUGACAGGCUUGAUUUCAAACUCGCUGCGGCCGCCGUGCUUUCCUCCGGCCCCGGAUCUGGCAGCGACGAAGUAUCUGAGGUGGAGUCCUUCAUAUUAGACCAGGAAGACCUGGACAACCCCAUGCUAAAGACUGCGUCGGAGCUGCUCCUGUCCAGCGCUGCUGAAGGAGCUGACCUCAGAACAGUGGACCCAGAAACACAAGCCAGACUGGAGGCUCUGUUAGAAGCAGCCGGCAUUGGUAAACUGUCCACUGCCGAUGGUAAAGCCUUUGCAGAUCCAGAGGUGCUACGCCGCUUGACGUCGUCCGUGAGCUGUGCGCUGGAUGAGGCUGCGGCUGCUCUCACACGCAUGAGGGCUGAAAACACACUCAACACCAGCCAGGCAGACAAUCUGGUUAUUUUCAGCCGUAGCUUGGCGGAGGCGUGCUCGGACGGGGAUGUCAAUGCCGUGAGGAAGCUGCUGGAUGAGGGGCGGAGCGUCAACGAACACACUGAGGAGGGAGAGAGUCUGCUCUGCCUCGCCUGCUCCGCCGGAUACUAUGAACUCGCACAGGUCUUGCUGGCCAUGCACGCUAACGUUGAAGAUCGGGGCAUCAAGGGCGACAUCACGCCCCUCAUGGCAGCAGCCAGCGGCGGCUACGUAGACAUUGUCAAACUGCUCCUGGUACAUGGGGCUGAUGUCAACGCACAAUCCUCCACAGGUAACACAGCGCUGACGUAUGCGUGUGCGGGCGGCUUCCUGGAUGUGGUGAAGGUGCUGCUGAAGGAAGGCGCCAACAUCGAGGACCACAAUGAAAACGGCCACACCCCCCUGAUGGAGGCGGCCAGCGCGGGACACGUGGAGGUUGCCCGGGUGCUCCUGGAGUACGGUGCUGGAAUCAACACGCACUCCAACGAGUUCAAGGAAAGUGCUCUUACGCUGGCCUGCUAUAAAGGGCACCUGGACAUGGUGCGCUUCUUGUUAGAGGCUGGGGCCGACCAAGAGCACAAGACAGACGAGAUGCACACAGCACUCAUGGAGGCUUGUAUGGAUGGGCAUGUGGAGGUGGCGCGGCUGCUGUUGGACAGCGGGGCGCAGGUCAACAUGCCUGCUGACUCGUUUGAGUCGCCGCUGACGCUGGCGGCCUGUGGGGGGCAUGUAGAGCUAGCUGCCCUGCUGAUCGAGAGGGGCGCCAACCUGGAGGAGGUUAAUGAUGAGGGAUACACUCCACUCAUGGAGGCUGCACGAGAGGGCCACGAGGAGAUGGUAGCUCUGCUUUUGGCACAAGGUGCCAACAUCAACGCUCAGACAGAGGAGACCCAGGAGACGGCCUUGACGCUCGCCUGCUGUGGGGGCUUCCUGGAGGUGGCUGACUUCCUUAUCAAGGCCGGGGCUGACAUCGAGCUGGGCUGCUCCACGCCUCUCAUGGAGGCUGCUCAAGAGGGACACCUGGAGCUGGUCAAAUACCUGCUGGCUGCAGGCGCAAAUGUCCACGCCACCACGGCGACGGGAGACACGGCGCUGACGUACGCCUGUGAGAACGGACACACAGACGUGGCUGAUGUGCUGCUGCAGACGGGGGCUGACCUGGAACAUGAAUCGGAGGGGGGCAGGACCCCUCUGAUGAAAGCAGCCAGAGCGGGACACCUGUGUACUGUACAGUUCCUAAUCAGCAAAGGUGCUAAUGUUAACAGGGCGACGGCCAACAAUGAUCACACUGUGGUGUCUCUGUCCUGCGCUGGGGGUCACCUGGCCGUGGUGGAGCUGCUGCUAGCCCACGGGGCCGACCCCACACACAGACUGAAGGAUGGCUCCACCAUGCUGAUUGAAGCUGCUAAGGGUGGACACACCAUCGUGGUGUCCUACCUCCUCGACUACCCCAACAACAUCCUAUCGGUCCCCACGCCUGACAUGUCUCAGCUCACACCCACCUCUCAUGACACCUCUCAGGCUCCACGAGUUCCAUUCCAAGCCCUGGCCAUGGUGGUGCCUCCUCAAGAGCCAGACAGGGUCCCCUCCAACAUCACAACGCCUCCACCGGUCAUCACAAAAGGCAGCUCCAAGCAGAGGCUGAGCCCCCACCUGGGUAGCCCCGUCGCUGCAGGCAGUCCAGAUGCAGAUCUGCUGCCCCCCUUCCACCCAUACCAGCCCCUGGAAUGCAUUGUGGAGGAGACGGAGGGCAAGCUGAACGAGCUGGGCCAGAGGAUCUCCGCCAUAGAGAAGGCCCAGCUGCAGUCUCUAGAGCUGAUCCAGGGAGAGCCGCUCACCAAAGACAAGAUUGAGGAGCUGAAGAAGAGCCGCGAAGAGCAGGUGCAGAAGAAGAAGAAGAUCCUCAAGGAGCUGCAGAAGGUGGAGCGCCAGCUGCAGCUGAAGACGCAGCAGCAGUUCACCAAAGAGUACCUGGAGGCCAAAGGCCUGAAGGACGACCCGGGGCAGCCGGGUCAGGCGGCAGGGGUGGAGAAGCUCGGCACCCCCCUGCCAAUGCAGGCUGCACAGCCGGGCUUCAACACUGAGGGGGACGGGGAGGGCAACCACCACCACGAUGAGCAGCUCCAUUCCGCCGAUGAGGAACAGGAGGAUGACGAUGAUGAUGAAGAUGAUGACGAGGAGGAUGAAGAGGUGGACUAUGCCAAGCUGCCUGAGGUGGACACCAUCCUGUACAGAGAGGCCCAACAGCACCCGACAACCUCUCCUCCUCAGACCCAAGGCCUGCAGGCCAGCUUCGUACCUGUCCAGUCCCUGGCCCUCCAACAAUCGACAGACUUCAGCACAGCAGACUACCUCGACAGCCCUGACCUGCAGAGGGCGAUGGUGAGCCAGCAGCAGAUGCUGGGGCAGCACUUGACAGGCCUGGGACCGGGCCUUCUCACCCAGGCCCCUGAUGGACUUAUGGUAGCCACACCAGCACAGACGCUCACAGACACGUUGGACGAUAUCAUGGCAGCAGCAGUGAGCAGCAGAGUGCCUAUGUUGAACACUACAACCUCACCCACACCCACAGCACAGACUCCAAUCGACGCAGAGUCCCCACCCUCCAUGCUCCCCCUCUACCCCUCUGUGGACAUCGACGCACACACGGAGAGCAAUCAUGACACCGCUCUGACGCUGGCCUGUGCAGGCGGCCAUGAGGAGCUGGUGUCGGUGCUCAUCGCUCGCGGGGCUAACAUCGAGCACCGAGAUAAGAAGGGUUUCACCCCUCUGAUCCUGUCUGCUACAGCUGGUCAUGUUGGCGUGGUGGAGAUCCUGCUGGAUAAAGGAGGGGACAUCGAAGCCCAGUCAGAGAGAACCAAAGACACACCUCUCUCCCUGGCCUGCUCUGGAGGAAGACAAGAGGUGGUAGAGCUGUUGCUGCUGCGCGGGGCCAACAAGGAGCACCGUAACGUUUCAGACUACACUCCUCUCAGCCUAGCCGCCUCAGGAGGCUACGUCAACAUAAUCAAGAUCCUCCUCAACGCUGGUGCUGAAAUUAACUCCAGGACUGGGAGUAAGCUCGGUAUCUCUCCUCUGAUGCUGGCGGCCAUGAACGGCCACGUCCCUGCCGUCAAGCUGCUGUUGGACAUGGGUUCGGACAUCAACGCUCAGAUCGAGACCAACCGCAACACGGCACUGACCCUGGCCUGCUUCCAGGGACGGGCGGAGGUAGUCAGUCUGCUGCUGGACCGCAAGGCCAACGUGGAGCACCGCGCCAAGACUGGUCUGACUCCCCUCAUGGAGGCUGCGUCGGGUGGCUAUGCUGAGGUGGGACGCGUGCUGCUGGACAAGAGUGCUGACGUCAACGCCCCACCUGUCCCCUCCUCCAGAGACACGGCGCUCACCAUUGCUGCAGACAAGGGCCACUACAAGUUCUGUGAGCUCCUUAUCAACAGAGGUGCUCACAUCGACGUGCGUAAUAAGAAGGGGAACACACCCUUGUGGCUGGCAGCCAACGGUGGGCAUUUUGACGUGGUGCAGCUUCUGGUGCAGGCCGGGGCCGAUGUCGAUGCAGCAGACAACCGCAAGAUCACACCGCUCAUGGCUGCUUUUCGCAAGGGCCAUGUGAAGGUGGUGCAGUACCUGGUGAAGGAGGUCAACCAGUUCCCCUCGGACAUCGAGUGCAUGAGAUACAUUGCCACCAUCGCAGACAAGGACCUGCUGAAGAAAUGUCACCAGUGUAUGGAGACUAUUGUCAAAGCCAAAGAUCAGCAGGCAGCAGAAGCCAACAAGAACGCCAGCAUUCUGCUGAAGGAGCUGGACUUGGAGAAGUCCAGGGAGGAAAGUAAGAAGCAAGCCCUGGCUGCUAAGCGUGAGAAGCGUAAGGAGAAACGCAAGAAGAAGAAGGAAGAGCAGAAGAGGAAGCUGGAGGAGGAAGAGGCCAAAGUAAAGGAGGAGGACCUGGAGUUACAGGACCAGGAUCAAGACUCCUCCGAGGAUGGCGAUGUCCCUAUUGACCCGCCCAGUGCUACCACAACCACCACCAUUGGCAUCUCUGCCACCUCCAGCACCUUCACCAACGCCUUCGGCAAGAAACGAGCCAAUGUGACGACCACGCCCAGCACCAACCGCAAGAACAAGAAGAACAAGACCAAGGACUCCCCUAGCGAGCCCAUCAUCCUGCAAGACCCCCAGGUGGCGCUGGCUCAGCAGAAGGCUAACAAAAACAAGAUCCACGGGGAGCCCAGGGGUGGCGGGGUGCCAGGUGGAAGCGACUCGGACAACUUGGACAGCACCGACUGCAACAGCGAGAGCAGCAGCGGAGGCAAGAGCCAGGAGCUCAACUACCUACCGGACCUGCCCUCUUCGUCUUCCUCCUGCUCUUCAUCGUCUGCUCCCUCGGUGGUGAGCCAGCAGCCCCAGCCGGUCCCUGAGAAGAGGCAGUGCACAUCACUGCACAGCUCCCGAGACGACAAGAUCACUGUGUCCAUCUCCAAACCACACCAUAAAAUCCAUGACCACAUAAACGACUUCACGCCCAGUUCCCUUCCCUCCUCGUUCAGAACUAUUUCACUGCCAGUCAUCUCGCCCAUCAGCAAGAUGAACCUCACCAGCCCCAAGAGGGGCCAGAAGAGAGAAGAAGGCUGGAAGGAGGUGGUGCGAAGGUCAAAGAAGCUGUCGGUGCCUGCCUCUGUGGUGUCUCGGAUCAUGGGCAGAGGUGGCUGUAAUAUCACUGCCAUUCAGGACGUGACCGGUGCUCACAUCGACGUGGACAAACAGAAGGACAAGAAUGGAGAGAGGAUGAUCACCAUCAGAGGUGGCACAGAGUCGACUCGACACGCCGUGCAGCUGAUCAGUGCCCUGAUCCAGGACCCAGCCAAGGAGCUGGAGGACCUGAUCCCCAGAAACCACAUCCGUGCACCUGGCACCAGCACCAAGAUUGGCUCCACCUACACCACCUCCACAGGUGCCACCAACACUACGGCGGCCGGCUCCAAGGGCCUGGCAUCAAUGUUGCCGUCAUCCGCUGUGUCCUUCCAGUCGUCCUCUGUCUCUCAACAGGGAGGGAAGAUGGGGAAGAACCUGUCUCCCGGAGUGAGGCCCCCUUUUGUUUCACUUCCUCUGGCGUACUCCAACCCCCACCUGGCCCUGCUGGCCGCCCAGACCAUGCACCACAUCAGACACCCGCGCCUGCCCAUGGCACAGUUCGGUGGAACCUUCUCUCCGUCGCCCAACACCUGGGGCCCGUUCCCGGUGCGUCCCAUCAGCCCCGCCAGCACUAACAGCUCUCCCAAGCACAACGGGACCACUGCUCCCCGGCCCUUGCCUGCCUCCACUGCCCAUCCAGAGUACACAGCCCCUACCUUUAUAGCAGGCCCUGCAGCCACCGCCUCUCCCUCCAGAUCUGCACCCUCUGGCACCCCCAUGCCCUCCUCCGCCAGGAAGCAGAUCUUUUCUGGCGAAUCAAAGACUGCCAGCAUGGCAGUGGUCACCUCGACCUUGAGUGGUGCGGCCGCUACGCAGGUGGGCGCUGCACCCCCCACCACGCCCUCUACCCCACCCUCCCCUCCUGCGCCUAUCGCCCCACCUGCACAGCAGCUACCCAUUUCCAAGCUAGAGCCUGCUGGCUGUGCCACGCCUGGUAAAGAGAAGUCCCCUCCAGACUCAGUGGCACCUGUCCAAGGUGGAGCAUCUGAAGGCUCCAGCUCCACUGGCCCCAUGCACUUCACAGCUCCCACUGCUCCACCACCACUGCCCUCACAGCAGCCAGAUAGCCGACAGCAGCAGCUGUCCCUCCCCUCCUCCUCCAGCACAGAGCCCAGCCUCCGGGCCGCCCAGCCUCCCUGCUCCCUCCUGCCCACGUCUCGCUCUGCACCAGCAGGGGGCAGCACAGUCACACACCCCAGCAGCACUUUACCUCACUACGCAUCGCCUGCUCCCUCCCGCAUGCAGCCCUCGGCCCAGUUCUACCCCAUGGCAGCUGGGGCAUCUCUACAGGAGCACCAGUCCGUAUUUGUACCCUCUGGAGCAUCUCAGGAGCAACGUCAGAAACCACAGCAGCAGCAUGCCAGCCAGGGCAUGGCAACCCCCUCCAUGCAGCAGCAGAUGUCCUCCAACAUGGGCAUGAUGAACGGCUCCCAGAUGCACAUCCACGGGGGCAAGGCCCAGCAGCUGCCCCCCAACUACGGCCCCACAGCCCUCUUCAACCAUUUCAGCAGCAUGUUUGACAGCAACCAGGUGGGCAACAACCAGGUGUGGGGAGCAUGUCACCUCCCUGCACGGACCCCUCCUGAGCAGCCCUACACCGCUCCGCCGGCCUAUAUAGGGGGCAUGGGACAGAUGGAGAACGUGGUGCCCCCUCCUGAUGGCUCCAAGGCACCAGGGUACCGCUGUAACACCCAGAGGAUUGUCACCAGUCCAAUCGGAAUGCACCCAAUGGACCCGUCGGGAAACUCCAUCUCUUCGUCUGCUGCGCUGACUAGCUUCGCCACCAGUAUCUCUUGCAGUCCAGUGUACCUGCAGGGUCCAGCCUCCGUGGGCACGCCCUCCUUCAGCCGCCAGCACUUCUCUCCUCACCCCUGGAGCGCCUCCACCUCCUGUGAGUCCCCAGUGCCCUCUGUGUCGUCCGGGGGCUCGUCCCCCCUCUGUGCGUCCAUUGUGACCCCGGCUCUGAUUCAGGCUAAGACCAGCAGCAAUAGCCAGCAAGACCGCAAGGUGCCCCCUCCAAUCGGCACCGAGCGCCUGGCACGUAUCCGCCAGACGGGCUCCGUCAACCACGCCAUGCUCACUGCCAGCUACACACCGCCUGUGGGACAGGGGGGCAUCUGGUCCUUCGGAGUGGGCAGUGCUUCUGUCCUCCCCUCUUACCCUCCACCAGAGGCGAUGUCGGGCUGGUCUCAGCCCCUGAUGGGCGGUCACGUGAUGCACCAGCAGAUGCAGGAGCAGAGUGCUUUCUCCCAGCACCAGGCCAUGGAGCGGGACGACACGGGCAUCGUUAAUCCCUCCAACACUUUCCAUCAGCCCAUGCCCACCAACUUUAUGGACUUCCCAAAGGGUUUGCCAAUAUCGAUGUAUGGCGGGACGAUGAUUCCUCCCCACCCUCCUAUGGGAGAGGCCCCCGGGGGCCCUGUGUACAACGGGCUCCAUAACGCUGACCCUGCCUGGAACCCCAUAAUGAAGGUGGUCUCUAACUCUGCAGAUAACUCAGACCCCCAGCAGGUCUGGCCUGGGACUUGGGCCCCGCACGUUGGGAAUGUGCACCUGAAUCAUGUCAACUAAACACGCGGCCAUCAAAGCAUAGGACCAGUAACAAGACUCAUACACGUUUAAGAGAACCAGAUAAUUACAUAAUAUUCAACGAUAUUAACCUAGGGAGUGUCCAGAAAGGAGGAAUUGGAUGGUUGGACACCAUUUUGAUGUGCCUAACUAAAAAGACAAAUCCAGUGUGGGCUGUAAUGUGUUUACCAAUGUCUAUGAACAAACCGAUUUGCCUGUUCAACAGGAUCCAUUCUCUGCGUAGUAUAGCCAUUAUUUUGACUUUAAAAAAGCCCCACGUGAAUUGUUCUUGGUCUGCAGGGCUCUACAGGACUGUACGCUAUUUAUACUCAGCCCAAGAAUUCGGUGAUAACAUAAAGAGAGAAAUCAGACCUUUUAGAGUGGUAAAUACAUGUAUAAUUGUUUACAUACUAAAAAGGGUUCAAAUGAGAGUACAUUUCAUGUCGUAUAGUGGCUCUACUUUAUGUAGCCUGUAUUAAUGUGAAAUAUUUACCUUAAUAUUCAAUAAAAAAGACGGAACUGUA
Molecule: messenger RNA, 8581 nt
Organism: Oncorhynchus keta (chum salmon)
Lineage: Eukaryota; Metazoa; Chordata; Actinopteri; Salmoniformes; Salmonidae
Product: ankyrin repeat and KH domain-containing protein 1-like
Exons: 34
Coding region: 207-8060 (2617 amino acids)
Biological process (GO): innate immune response
Cellular component (GO): cytoplasm
Molecular function (GO): RNA binding; protein binding
Source: RefSeq, a predicted model, not a curated record